This is a messenger RNA of Guyanagaster necrorhizus, 1860 nucleotides long. RefSeq lists its product as uncharacterized. NCBI's taxonomy places the organism in Eukaryota, Fungi, Basidiomycota, Agaricomycetes, Agaricales, Physalacriaceae. Gene Ontology annotation, molecular function: ferric-chelate reductase activity. Gene Ontology annotation, cellular component: plasma membrane. The transcript has 5 exons. The record is from RefSeq and is a predicted model, not a curated record. Gene Ontology annotation, biological process: copper ion import; iron ion transport; intracellular iron ion homeostasis. Bases 1 to 1860 code for a protein of 619 amino acids.
AUGAGCUACGGAACAGCCCCAACGAUCCCCGCAGAGUUCCAGCAAUACAAUUCAUACACAGAAGAUCCAAAGUGGCAGCGCAGGUUCACCGUUAUUUGGGCAUCGUGUGUUGGCGCUGCCAUUUUAUACUCUCUGCCCUAUCUUGUUCGCUCGAUACGCAACGGAAGAACUUGGCUGUGGUUUCAAGGCAUUGGCGAGGACUUGAGCGCCGAUGGGAGAUAUGAGUCUCUGAGGGAGAAUAAUAAGACCUCGGUACUUCCGGGAAAGAAACAGAAACGGAAAUGGAUCGAAGGUGUCCUAGGAACUAUUGGGAGCUUCACGUUGUGGACACCCCCGGUUCUUGGGCUGAACGUCGGGCAGAUCUUUCUGAUCCUCGCGUAUCUCUCCGUCGUGCUGGUAUGCAUCCUCGUCGACGUCCCGCUCAAAGACAACCCGAACCGGGCGGGAUUCCUCGCCCUCGCGCAGUUCCCGGUGGUCUUCCUGUUCGCCACGAAGAAUUCGUUGUUGGCGUUGUUCCUGGGUCCGGGGAACGGGUAUGAGAAGCUGAAUUAUGUGCAUCGGUGGUCGGGCCGGGUCAUGUUCCUCGGGGGGCUCAUUCAUGGGGCGCUGUGGAUCCGGAACCACUUGGAGUGGGGUCUGGAGAUUCUGGGGGAGCAGAAGGAGACGAGCGGGGUCGCGGCGUUUGGGGUGCUGGGCGUGCUUGUGUUGACGAGUGUGAGGCCUGCGAGGAGGCUUUGUUAUGAGGUUUUUUUCGUUGUGCACGUCCUUGGAUUCGUGGCGUUUUUCAUUACGAUAUGUUAUCAUACGACGUAUGCGUCUCCGUGGAUAUUCCCCCCGCUGGCGAUGUAUGGUCUGGACAUGCUCAUGCGUCUGUUCCGGUAUCGAAUCAAGGACGCUACCGUUGUUGCUGUCGAUAACCAGAUGACUAUCAUCCGGAUCCCGGAUUGCGACUUUGGGUGGGAAGCGGGGCAGCACGUCGUUCUGAGGGUGUUCUUCGCGGGGCGUGUGUUUGAGAGCCACCCGCUGACGAUCUUGGUGGCGCCUCCGGCGGUGUCGUGUGUUUCUGCGCUGCGUGGGAUCGUGCUAGGGGCGAGGGUGAAGGGCGAUUGGACGCGGGCGCUUAAUGCGUAUGCCUACGCGGAGAAGGAGACGCAUUGUUUGGAAGGUGGGGGGAAGGAGAAGGAGAGGAAGGGCGCGGGGGCGGGGACGGGGACGGACGUCGCGGUGCAGGUCAUGCUGGAUGGUCCGUACGGGGGGUGCAGUGUCGAUUUGGGAGAGUACGAGCGCGUGCUGCUGUUCGCGGGUGGGAGCGGAGCGACGUUCACGAUUGGGCUGCUGGAUGAUAUCGUGGGGAGGUGCGGCAGGCUCGGGAGGCCUCGUGGGGAGCGCACGAAGAGGGUCGAGUUCGUUUGGUGUGUGCGGUCCUUUGGUACGGUUUGGUUUCCCCCCCCCUUUUUUUUUUCCUUUUUGUUAGUUGUAUUGAACUCCGAAUCUUCAGGUUCGAUCGAGUGGUUCGCGCCUGUGCUUGUGGAUAUCAUGAACGCUGCUGAGCGUACGUUGGAGUUGGACGUGCACGUCUCGAUAUACGUUACGUGUUUGUGUGACCCCGAUGCCGUGCCGCCUAUCCCGAACUCGGACGUGAUCUUUGAGCGCCCGAGGUUUGGGAAGGUGCUUGGGGAGCUGGUUGCUCGUGAUGAAGGGGAGGAGGAGAAGGUGCGGUUGGGCGGGGGCGUGGGUGUGUGUGCGUGUGGGCCGGAGAGUCUGGUGAGGGAGGCGUCGAAUGCGGUUGCGAGGCUGGGGAUGGCGAGGAGUGGGGAGUUGGGCGGGGUUGCACUGCAUACGGAGGUGUUCGCUAUGUGA